Messenger RNA from Notodromas monacha, 1600 nucleotides. NCBI's taxonomy places the organism in Eukaryota, Metazoa, Arthropoda, Ostracoda, Podocopida, Cyprididae. The record is from the annotation of a GenBank genome assembly.
AUGCUUGAGCAACUUCAGAAAGUGGAGCCUGGCUGUUUUGGGAAGAAACGGAGUAGGACUCACACUGCACUCAUUGCUCUAUUAUUUGAAAGUUACCUUACAGAUGCAGUGAUGUCUCGCGCGCAUCAUCAUCAUUACCCCGGGGAUGACACUACCUUGUCGGACGAUCCGGAAGACGGCCCGAACUACCGAUACGCUCAUCGGUAUCCCAGACGAAUGAGCCCCAACUACCACGAAGAAGAUGAUGAGGUGCCCAUGUCUGUGAACAGGGGUCCAUCUCCUGACUAUACGUCCAAUGAUGACAGAGCCCCUUCCGACAGGGACCUGUCUGAGUACUCCAUGGAAAUUGAGACAAAGGCUCCACGGAAUCACGGUGGACACACCAGGACACCGCUUCCUGAAUCCCACUACAAAUCAAACCUUCAAGUGGCCAGCAUUUACAAGUCUCCGUCUGAACUGAGCUACCACACCUACAAGAGUGGAGGUCCUCCAAGGAGUGGUGUGGCACCCUCAGAAUCGGCUACAACGAAGACUAAGACUAGCCGGUACGGAAGAAUUCAAGUUGAUACUGUGGCUGCUCCACAUCCGUACUGUCCUAAUACGAAGGGCACAUGUUGUUUGAUGGUGCUCUUCAAUCUGGCAUUAAUCAUCGUUGUUCUGGGAUUCAUCGUGGUCUUGCAGAUCCGCGAUCCUCCGCCUCUUUGGUAUUUUGGAAUUUGUAUGCUGAUCUUCGGCUUUUGCACACUGGUGGGGACGUUGAUCUACUGCGUGUAUGUGUGUCGGGACAGACCAGACCCGAACACAUUUCCUUAUGGAGAACAGUAUUGGACACACCACUGGAGACGCUCGCUCGACUUUGGCGAAAAGCCGAAGCAAAAUGAGAUUUUUUACCCGCCUGAUGAUGCUCACAGUUUUCGGAAUGACGACGCUUUCAGCAACUACUCCUAUGCUGGUGGCCCCUCAACACUCGGAAGAACGCAUCGGGAAACCGCACCAAAAUCAGCAGAAUACUACGGCGACUUCGGUUCCAAGACUCGUCCGGGCCGUUACUGAAAAUCCGCCUGUUCAGCUAUUUGAAAAAUAUUUGACGACUAGGAAGUAACCCUUUUUCUUACUGCAGUAAUGUUUCAAUUGUUUAAACUAUUAAUUGGCACAUAUUCAAGAUAAUGAUAGCAGUAUAUUGAUUCAUUAACGACUGAUUUCGCGAUUUUUGAAGUGCGUUUCCUAUUAUGGCGUCAGUUCUCGUGAAUUGUCUGCGGCCACUCGAGGUUGCAGUCCAGUUACAUGGGGUUCCCAUUUUUCUUUAAUGUCUACGAACAAAUCUUCCAAGAAAUCGGAGUUCUACACAAUGCAGUGGAACUACGGUAUUCGCGAUGCCCGCUUGACCGUUAAAAUCCUCGUGCAUGUUCCUGAGGUUGUGACGUAAAAUCUGGUGCUACAAACGAAGACCCCUUUCAUGCUGUGCAUGCAUCGUUCACCCGAAAAGUCACUUGGUGUGAUUCAAUUCAGUUGGUGAACUUCCCUGAUUUGUCCGUGAUUAUAAUUCCUUGUUGUAUUAUGGGUCUAUAUGUCACUGACAGAUUAUAUUUUGAAUUGACAA